AUGGAGAUCGCGCUGGUGACUUUGGAGAACGGAGGCGCCACGGCCAUCGGGGGAGGGGGCGAGGAUGCUGGAGGCGGCCGGGCGCGGCGGCGGGGGGACCUGCUCCACAUCCCCAACUCCGCCGCCGCCCCUGCUUGGCUGAACGACUGCAGCGGCGCCCCGGAGCAGGAGCAGCCCCGGGCGGGCAGCGGCGGCUGCAGAAGCAGGAGCGACAGCACCGGCAGCACCAGCCGGAGGGUGCCCGCUCCCCGGGGUGCCUCGCCGCCGCCUACUCCUCCCCAGCCGCCGCGCCCCUACCCGGGAGGGGGCGAGGAGGAGGCGAUGGUACUGCCGGAGGAAGGCGGGCACCGCUUGGGCAUGGCCAUGGCCGCGGCGGCCGAGGAGGAGGAGGAGAACCAGCGCGCCCUGCACCACCAGCGGGUGCUGAUCAACAUCUCCGGGCUGCGCUUCGAGACGCAGCUGGGCACCCUCAACCAGUUCCCGGACACGCUGCUGGGCGACCCGGACAAGCGCAUGCGGUACUUCGACCCGCUGCGCAACGAGUACUUCUUCGAUCGGAACCGGCCCAGCUUCGACGGGAUCCUCUACUUCUACCAGUCCGGGGGCAAGCUGCGCCGGCCGGUCAACGUCUCCAUCGACGUCUUCGCCGACGAGAUCCGCUUCUACCAGCUGGGCGAGGAGGCCAUGGAGCGGUUCCGGGAGGACGAGGGCUUCAUCAAGGAGGAGGAGAAGCCCCUGCCCCGCAACGAGUUCCAGCGCCAGGUGUGGCUCAUCUUCGAGUACCCGGAGAGCUCCAGCUCCGCCCGGGGCAUCGCCAUUGUCUCGGUGUUGGUGAUCCUCAUCUCCAUCAUCACCUUCUGCCUGGAGACCCUGCCCGAGUUCCGGGACGAGAGGGAGCUGCAGGCCCCUCUGCCCCCGCACGGGGCAGCCCUGAACGGCACCGCCGGGGAGGCCCCCCCGAUGCAGCCCCCCAGCAGCCUGUCCGACCCCUUCUUCAUCAUCGAGACCACCUGCGUGAUUUGGUUCACCUUCGAGCUGCUGGUGCGCUUCUUCGCCUGCCCCAGCAAACCCGAGUUCUCCCGGAACAUCAUGAACAUCAUCGACAUCGUGGCCAUCAUCCCUUACUUCAUCACCCUGGGCACCGAGCUGGCUCAGGAGCAACAGGAGCCUGGGACCCCCAGCACCGCCAGCAACAACAACGGGGGCCAGCAGCAAGCCAUGUCCCUGGCCAUCCUCAGGGUCAUCCGCCUGGUCAGGGUCUUCAGGAUCUUCAAGCUCUCCAGACACUCCAAGGGGCUGCAGAUCCUGGGGCAGACUUUGAAAGCCAGCAUGCGGGAGCUGGGGCUCCUCAUCUUCUUCCUUUUCAUCGGGGUGAUCCUCUUCUCCAGCGCCGUGUACUUUGCCGAGGCUGACGACCCAGACUCCCAUUUCUCCAGCAUCCCCGACGCUUUCUGGUGGGCAGUGGUGACCAUGACGACGGUGGGCUAUGGGGAUAUGAGGCCUGUCACCGUAGGGGGCAAGAUCGUGGGCUCCUUGUGUGCUAUCGCUGGCGUGCUGACCAUAGCCCUGCCCGUACCUGUCAUCGUGUCCAACUUCAACUACUUCUACCACCGAGGAACUGACAACGAAGAGCAGGCUAUUCUCAAGGAGGAGCCCAGCAGCGCUCAGGGCAGCUCAGCUGGGGGGGAGCUGAAGAGAAGUCACAGUAAAAACUCUCUGAACAAAUCUGUUGUGCACUUGGAAAACAGUGAGGGGAUCAACAAUGGCACUGGGUCCUUAGAGAAAACCAAUAUCAAAGCUAAAAGCAACCUAGAUCUUAGAAAAUCCCUCUAUGCACUCUGUCUGGACACCAAUAGGGAAACAGACCUGUAA
Molecule: messenger RNA, 1872 nt
Organism: Emys orbicularis (European pond turtle)
Lineage: Eukaryota; Metazoa; Chordata; Testudines; Emydidae
Gene: KCNA5
Product: potassium voltage-gated channel subfamily A member 5
Exons: 1
Coding region: 1-1872 (623 amino acids)
Biological process (GO): protein homooligomerization; potassium ion transmembrane transport
Cellular component (GO): voltage-gated potassium channel complex; intercalated disc; membrane
Molecular function (GO): protein binding; delayed rectifier potassium channel activity
Source: RefSeq, a predicted model, not a curated record